AUGGCCAACAAUCGGGUCCCUAUCAACUACCAAAUUCCUGGGUUCCCGUCGCUCUACAAUCCAAUACCAGGCCACGAUCGCGAGGCCUUUUAUCUAUAUUACACGACCGACAUCUGGCGAUUCACUGUCUACUGGACUUUCAUAUUCUAUGCAUUGACGCAUCUUGCAGUCGCUUCUUGGGUAGUGCUGACACAUUUCCGUAAUUGGAGUGUCAUCUGGCUCGUGCCCUUACUGUACAGCGUUGUGGCUGGUAUAGAGGGUCUUUUUGCAGGAAGUAUUAUCGGGGUCGUUCUCGGUGCAGUCUAUGAGGCAGGUAAUUUUAGGAUGUCAACAUGGGUACCAGCGCUUUGGGGCGGCAUCAAUGUGAUGGUUCUCAUCUUGACAAGCUUCCCUAUGCAAGGCGGCCUUUGA
This is a messenger RNA of Penicillium taxi, 411 nucleotides long. RefSeq lists its product as uncharacterized. The coding region runs from base 1 to 411 and encodes 136 amino acids. Lineage: Eukaryota; Fungi; Ascomycota; Eurotiomycetes; Eurotiales; Aspergillaceae. The record is from RefSeq and is a predicted model, not a curated record. The transcript is spliced from 2 exons.